Molecule: messenger RNA, 5706 nt
Organism: Trichophyton rubrum CBS 118892
Lineage: Eukaryota; Fungi; Ascomycota; Eurotiomycetes; Onygenales; Arthrodermataceae
Product: protein pyrABCN
Exons: 2
Coding region: 1-5706 (1901 amino acids)
Biological process (GO): L-arginine biosynthetic process; 'de novo' pyrimidine nucleobase biosynthetic process
Cellular component (GO): carbamoyl-phosphate synthase complex; cytoplasm
Molecular function (GO): aspartate carbamoyltransferase activity; amino acid binding; ATP binding
Source: RefSeq, a predicted model, not a curated record
AUGAAAUUUGGAAAUCGUGGACACAACAUUCCAUGCACAAGCAUGCUCUCUGGUCGCUGUUAUAUUACAUCCCAGAAUCAUGGUUAUGCUGUUGAUUCCAAGACUCUUCCAGAAGGCUGGGAGGAGCUGUUUGUCAACGCCAACGAUGCUAGCAAUGAAGGUAUCAGACAUGCUAGCCGUCCACUAUUCAGUGUGCAGUUCCAUCCGGAGAGCACACCCGGACCACGUGAUACAGAAUUCCUAUUCGAUGUUUUCAUCAACACCGUAAAGGAGUGCCUUGAGUCCAAGGAUGCUUUAUCUAAACCUGUCAAUUUCCCAGGUGGAACUAUCAAAGAGAAUACUGCUGCACAUCCCCGAGUCCACGCCAAGAAGGUCUUGAUCCUCGGCAGUGGUGGCCUUAGUAUUGGUCAGGCUGGAGAGUUUGAUUACUCUGGUAGCCAAGCUAUCAAAGCGUUAAAUGAAGAGGGAAUAUACACUGUUCUUAUCAAUCCUAAUAUCGCUACCAUUCAGACUUCGAAGGGACUGGCGGAUAAGGUCUACUUCCUUCCUGUUAAUGCUGAUUUUGUUCGCAAGGUGAUAAAACGCGAGCGACCUGAUGCUAUCUAUGUCACAUUUGGUGGUCAAACAGCCCUUCAAGUCGGCAUUCAGCUCAAAGAUGAAUUUGAAGAACUAGGUGUGAAGGUACUUGGUACACCAAUCGACACUAUUAUCACAACUGAGGACCGUGAACUCUUUGCUCGUAGCAUGGAGGUCAUUGGCGAAAAGUGUGCCAAAUCUGCGUCAGCUUCCAAUUUGGAAGAAGCCAUGGAAGCAGUGAAGGGUAUUGGAUUCCCAGUAAUCGUCAGAGCUGCCUAUGCUCUAGGCGGAUUGGGAAGCGGUUUUGCCGAAAAUGACGACCAACUUCGAGACCUUUGUACCAAGGCAUUUGCUGCAAGCCCCCAGGUCCUUAUUGAGAGGAGUAUGAAGGGCUGGAAGGAAAUUGAGUACGAGGUUGUUCGAGACGCCCGCGACAACUGCAUUACCGUCUGUAACAUGGAAAACUUUGAUCCUUUAGGAAUCCACACAGGCGACUCCAUCGUCGUUGCACCGUCCCAGACACUAUCUGAUGAGGAUUACAAUAUGCUUCGCACCACUGCUGUCAACGUUAUCCGCCAUCUUGGAGUUGUCGGUGAAUGUAAUAUUCAAUACGCUCUCAACCCUUUCUCGAGAGAGUAUUGUAUCAUUGAAGUUAAUGCUCGUUUAUCGCGAUCCUCAGCCUUGGCUUCAAAGGCUACGGGAUACCCCCUUGCAUUUAUAGCUGCAAAACUCGGUCUCGGAAUUCCACUAAAUGAGAUAUCUAACUCUGUGACCAAGGUUACUUGUGCCUGUUUCGAACCUUCCCUAGACUAUGUCGUCGUUAAGAUUCCUCGAUGGGACUUAAAGAAAUUUACCCGUGUAUCAACUCAACUUGGCUCCUCGAUGAAGAGUGUCGGAGAAGUCAUGAGUAUUGGAAGGACAUUCGAAGAAGCCAUCCAAAAAGCCAUCCGAGCCAUCGAUUUCCACAAUCUUGGAUUUAACGAAACAAGUGCUUUGAUGAGUAUCAAGAAUGAGCUCCAAACCCCAUCUGACCAGCGACUUUUUGCUAUUGCCAAUGCUAUGCACUCCGGCUACACAGUUGAUGAAAUAUGGGAAUUGACCAAAAUCGAUAAAUGGUUCUUGCGAAAACUCGAAGGACUGAGCCUAUUUGGCAAGCAAAUGAGUAGCUAUAACGCUGCUACUGUGCCUAUUCCUCUCAUCAGGCAAGCCAAGCAACUCGGAUUCUCUGACCGUCAGCUUGCUAGGUUCCUAAGCUCCAAUGAGCUUGCUGUUCGGCGUAUGCGUGUUGAAGCAGGAAUCAUUCCUUUUGUUAAGCAAAUCGAUACGGUGGCAGCUGAAUUCCCUGCUUUUACAAACUACCUAUACCUAACCUACAACGGAUCCGAAAAUGAUGUGGCGUUUGACGACCAAGGCAUUAUGGUUCUGGGCUCAGGCGUUUAUAGAAUUGGAUCUUCUGUUGAAUUUGACUGGUGCUCUGUUAGAACAAUUCGCACACUUCGAGCACAAGGGCACAAGACAGUCAUGGUUAACUAUAACCCAGAGACAGUCAGUACUGAUUACGACGAGGCAGAUCGUCUCUAUUUUGAAAAUAUCACCCUGGAGACAGUCCUUGAUAUCUACCAGCUAGAGUCAUCUAGUGGAGUAGCAAUCUCUAUGGGCGGCCAGACGCCAAACAACAUUGCUCUUCCACUCCACCGCCUCAAUGUUAAAAUACUUGGAACGUCUCCUGAGAUGAUUGAUACAGCUGAGAACCGCUACAAAUUUUCUCGUAUGCUUGACAGAAUUGGAGUCGAUCAACCGGCGUGGAAAGAACUUACUAGCAUUGAAGAAGCUACUGCGUUUUGUGACAAGGUUGGCUACCCUGUUCUUGUCCGCCCUUCAUAUGUCCUCUCAGGAGCAGCUAUGAACACUGUCUACUCCCAAGACGAUUUGGCGAACUAUCUUGACCAAGCGGCAGAGGUAUCGCGAGAACACCCCGUUGUUAUCACAAAGUAUAUCGAAAAUGCCAAGGAAAUCGAAAUGGAUGCUGUGGCUAAGAAUGGUGUUAUGUGUGGCCAUUUUAUCUCCGAGCAUGUUGAAAAUGCUGGUGUCCACUCUGGUGACGCUACUCUAAUUGUCCCGCCUCAGGACUUGGACCCCGAGACGGUCAGAAGAAUCGAAGAAGCAACCAGCAAAAUUGGAAAUGCUCUGAAUGUUACUGGACCUUUCAAUAUUCAGUUUAUUGCCAAGGACAAUGAAAUCAAAGUCAUUGAAUGCAAUGUCCGGGCUUCGCGAUCUUUCCCAUUUGUCUCAAAGGUCAUGGGCGUUGAUUUGAUUGAGAUGGCGACUAAGGCUAUGAUUGGAAAACCAUUUGAGGCAUACCCACCAGUAAAUAUACCCCAACGUUAUGUUGGCAUUAAGGUGCCACAAUUUUCAUUCUCUCGACUCUCUGGCGCAGACCCUGUACUUGGCGUAGAGAUGGCUUCUACAGGUGAGGUUGCCUGUUUCGGCCGCGAUCGAUACGAAGCAUACCUGAAAGCGCUCAUAUCGACGGGAUUCAAAUUGCCAGAGAAGAAUAUCCUUGUCUCGAUGGGCUCCUUCAAAGAUAAAAUGGAGAUGCUCCCAUCUAUCACCAAGCUUCACAAGAUGGGAUUCAACCUUUUUGCAACUGCUGGUACAGCUGAUUUCUUGCGGGAACAUGGCAUCCCAGUCAAAUACUUGGAACUUUUGGCGGGAGAUGGUGAAGACUUGAAGUCUGAAUACUCUCUUACACAGCAUCUAGCGAACAACCUUAUCGACCUUUACAUCAACCUUCCUUCUAGCAACAAAUUCAGACGACCAGCAAAUUAUAUGAGCAAAGGUUACCGCACCCGACGAAUGGCUGUUGAUUACCAGACUCCCCUUGUGACAAAUGUCAAGAACGCCAAAAUUUUGAUUGAAGCCAUGUCUCGACGCUAUGAUCUAAGUGUAGCGCCAAUUGAUUUCCAAACCAGCCACCGGACUGUAUCGUUGCCUGGACUCAUCAACGUUGCUGCCUUUGUUCCAGGCAUUGCUGAGAAGGACUCAGCUGAUUUCCAGGAAGUCACUAAGGCAUCCAUCGCUGCUGGUUUCUCCAUGAUUCGAGUUUUGCCUGUAGGUAUCAACAGCUUUGUCACAGACACACAAGCCUUAAAAUUAGCGCAGCUCAAUGCACAAAAGGGCUCUUACUGUGAUUUUAACUUCUCAGUUACCGCGACUGCCACGAAUGCCGACCAGGUUGACCUUAUAUCCAGUGAGGUUGGCUCCUUGUUCAUUCCAUUCAAUCACUUGGCCGGUAAUAUCAACAAGGUUGCGACAGUCACGACUCAUUUUGCAUCUUGGCCAUCCAACAAGCCUAUCAUAACUGAUGCAAAGGGUACAGACCUUGCCUCAAUACUUCUUCUGGCUAGCCUUCACAACCGCAACGUGCAUGUCAUGAGCGUUACAUCUCAAGAAGACAUCAAACUCAUCGCGCUUAGCAAAGAAAAAGGGCUAAGAGUGACCUGCGAUGUUUCUAUAUACUCGUUGUUUUUGUCACAGGAGACUUUCCCAGAGAGCUGUCACCUGCCAACCAAGAAAGCCCAAGAAUCACUCUGGGAAUAUCUCGGGACGAUUGAUGUUUUCAGCGUUGGAAUUCUCCCAUACGAGACCGCUGGUAAAGCGGCAUCUCCCACGGUUGGAUUGGCAGAUGCACUCCCAAUCCUCUUAACCGCAGUAUCCGAAGGGCGACUGACCAUCGACGACAUUACCAAAAGGCUGUAUGAGAAUCCGAAGAGGAUUUUCGAGCUCCAUGACCAGCAGGAUACUUUCGUGGAAGUUGAAGUUGACCGCCCCUAUGUUUACAAGAGCCAGGGUGCUUGGUCACCAUUUACUGGUAAAACACUGCGUGGCUCCAUUCAGCGUGUCAAUUUCCAGGGAAAGACGGCGUGCCUUGACAAUGAACUACUUUCUGACGCGCCUAAGGGCAUGGACAUGUCGUCCCACACACCAGCACCACCCCAGUCACCUUCCACGAAAGAGAUGGCCCCUCGAUCUCCAAUGGCAAUGGGCUCGAUUGGCAGGCGCUUAUCAUUCACGACUACUCCACAAGCCCGCCCAUCACCACUGAAACAAGCGGAUUCCCUUGCUACAGCUGAUGAACUUGGACCACCACUAUACGCUACUCCAUCCACUGGAGGAACCCCCUCGCUCCAGGAGCUGCUCUCUCGCUCCACGUUUAGGCAUAAACAUAUACUGUCUGUCAAUCAGUUCAACAGAUCAGAUCUUCAUUUAUUGUUCACGGUAGCACAGGAAAUGCGGCUCGGGGUCCAGCGUCAAGGAGUUCUCGAUAUCCUCAAGGGUCGUGUUCUAUGUACUCUGUUCUACGAACCUUCUACCCGUACUUCUGCUUCGUUUGACACAGCAAUGCAGCGACUGGGUGGUCGGACUGUGGCUAUCGCCACUCAACAUUCAUCUGCUCAAAAGGGAGAGACCCUGCAGGAUACUAUUCGCACUCUUGCUUGCUAUUCCGAUGCAGUUGUUCUACGCCAUCCUGAGGAGAGCAGCGCGUCUACAGCAGCCAAAUUCUCCCCUGUUCCAAUUAUCAAUGGAGGAAAUGGAAGCCAAGAGCACCCCACCCAGGCGUUCCUCGAUCUCUUUACCAUUCGUGAAGAACUAGGUACCGUGAGUGGAAUCACUGUUACGUUCACAGGCGACCUGAAACAUGGAAGAACAGUCCACUCCCUCAUUAAAUUGCUUCAGUUCUAUCAAGUCCGCAUUCAACUUGUUUCUCCCAAGGCUCUGUCUUUGCCGGAAGACAUCCGCCAGCAAGUUAUCAGAUCUGGCCAACUCAUUGUUGAAACCAACGAGUUGACUCCUGAAGUCGUCGCCCGCUCCGACGUCUUGUACUGUACCCGAGUCCAGAAGGAGCGAUUUGCAGACCAAGAGGAAUAUGAGAGGCUCAAGGACAGCUUCGUCAUUGACAAUUCUAUCAUGAAUCAGGCGAAGAGCCAAAUGGUGGUCAUGCAUCCACUCCCAAGAAACGCUGAAAUUGACGAGCAAGUGGACUUUGACCAGCGCGCUGCUUACUUCAGACAGAUGAGAUAUGGUCUUUACUGCCGAAUGGCGUUGUUGGCUUUGGUUAUGGCCCCUUAA